CACCAGUCUUGAGCUUCGAAAUCCCUCGGUCGAGCUUCAUUGUGCACUUCUUUUUCAAGUUAUUUUAAUUACAAAACUUGACCUAAUUCAAGAUGUUUGCCCUUUCUGAGGAGUCCAAGGAGCGCAUUGCCAAGCUCAUUGACGUUUCCCGCGUCGCCAUUCACUAUGGCUACCUUCCUCUGAUCCUCUACCUCGGCUACACUCGUAGCGAGCCCCGACCUUCCGUCAUCCGCCUUCUCUCUCCCCUCUCCUAAGCGAAGCGCAAUUUUGUAAUGAGACGAAACCAAAGAACCAAUGUACGAUAUCUUGUAAAAAGGAUGCUUUACGACGCAGAGGGAAAGGAACGACUACCACCAGCAUUUAUGGCGUUAGUGACGACAAGCUGGGAAAAGUUAGGAGAAUGGGAGGGGUUCUGUACGAAGUGAAGGGUGUGAAAUAUCGCGCCGUGUAUCAUCCAUCUCGCAACGCUAUGAGGACUGGGAAAGCCCAGAGAAAAAGGGAAAUCCACUCAUAAUUAAAAACUCGUGAACCAAA
Molecule: messenger RNA, 534 nt
Organism: Fusarium graminearum PH-1
Lineage: Eukaryota; Fungi; Ascomycota; Sordariomycetes; Hypocreales; Nectriaceae
Exons: 5
Coding region: 93-254 (53 amino acids)
Biological process (GO): protein import into mitochondrial matrix; protein insertion into mitochondrial outer membrane
Cellular component (GO): mitochondrial outer membrane; mitochondrial outer membrane translocase complex
Source: RefSeq, a predicted model, not a curated record